UACACCGACUACAAGAACUGUGUCAUCCUCGACAUUCCUUACAAGGGAGGCCGGCACAACAGAGAGAAUAUAAGAGACGUUCAGUCGCACCUUACCUUCAGUAGGCCCCCCUUCGCCAAAAAGCAUGAAGUCCGUUUGCUUUCUGGCUGUCCUCAUCUUCACGUUGCAGCUGUCGCUCUGCCCAGGCAGGAGACGGACGAUGUUCCAGACAGCUUCAAGGUCUUUGAAAGCUUCCCAGACGCUGUCGCAGUCUCUGACCAGAACAACAUCGGCAUGUACGAAUGCCUGAGGGCGAGGAGACUGUUGAUAAGGUCAGAGAAAAAGGAGGCGCAAUACACUUGGCUUUUCGGAUGGAACGGUGGAACACCGAGACGAAGUGUUAGCUUCUACGUGUUCGAAGGAAGCAGCCCUGACACAUUCCUCUACACAUUGGACCCAGACGAGACACCCUCUGCCGAAGCGAAGGUUUACUACGCCGACUACGACAACUGCGCUGUCCUCGACAUUCCUUACAAUGGACGCCGAUGCAUCCUGUGGACGAGAGAAACAGCCAAAGAUGCGGUGCCCUCAGAAUGCGUGCAUGAGUUCAUGAAGUAUUGUGGCUCCGGUGCCCCACUUUACAAAGAUGACCUUUGCAGUGGUGAUAAAGAACCCGAAUGGUGAUGAAGAAGAAAACCCAGUUUAUUGCCACCACGCUGAGAAGCACCAAUUUUUUAUUUCACCUUGAACACCUUCAGCGCAGGUAUAAAUGCAAAUGUGUAAUAAACGUUGAAAAGCAC
Molecule: messenger RNA, 779 nt
Organism: Dermacentor albipictus
Lineage: Eukaryota; Metazoa; Arthropoda; Arachnida; Ixodida; Ixodidae
Biological process (GO): symbiont-mediated perturbation of host defenses
Molecular function (GO): amine binding
Source: RefSeq, a predicted model, not a curated record